CUUGCUCCACACAUAUUCAACAGUUCGAGACUAAAAUAGAAGAUAAGCAUGCCGAAAGCUAGCCGGAGCCGAUUGAUCCAUGCGAGCCAAUCAAAGACUACCAUGCCACUAUCCAAGCGACAGUUUUCACUACCCGAGGAUCACUCUCAACGGUUAGAGCAAGUUGAUCCAACGACUUCAGCAAACGAAAUCCUACAUGAACUUAACGAGGACCCUAAAGCUUAUGUACUAUCAUCAUCAUCAUCAAAGACAACGACGAAACACAACUCAGACCGAAGGGUGAUAAGAGCUCGAGACAGCGCCCAACCGUACUCCAAAUCGCAUGCCAAGAGACUCAAGAAGAAAGGCAAAGAGCAGGUUGUCGUAGGAGAGCUGCGCCGGACAUGGGAGCCUUGGAUGAAGUGUUGGCUACUGCUCCUCUUACGACUACUACUACCAACCUCCCCACUAGUCUCCCAACUGGACUCCACCAACACCAACAAAAGCCAUCAUCAACUGUGCAAAGGAACCCCGCUUCAAAAAAAUCGUUGUCUCACAAACAGAAGGCUAAAGUCUUACACGAAGAGUCUAUUCGAUUGCCCUCGAUCUUGAACCACCCGGAGUUCAAGAAGAAUCCCUUCGCAGCUAUCCGCACUCACAUCCAGAACUCAUCCGCCUCUUAACACAGCUAGAUCACUCUUUUUUUUCCAUUGUAAUACUUUCCAUCGAUCUGGUCACCAGCGAGCUUAAAAAAAACUUGUUCUAAAGAAACAUUUUCUUCUACUUGAAUGGAUAAAAGUUCACUCUUCUCUAAUGUUACAUGUGCAUGCGACGGACUUAUAAUAAAGAGUACA
Puccinia graminis f. sp. tritici CRL 75-36-700-3 is the source of this 833-nucleotide messenger RNA. RefSeq lists its product as uncharacterized. The coding region runs from base 49 to 591 and encodes 180 amino acids. The transcript has 5 exons. The record is from RefSeq and is a predicted model, not a curated record. Lineage: Eukaryota; Fungi; Basidiomycota; Pucciniomycetes; Pucciniales; Pucciniaceae.